AUGACAUAUGCUGGUGGGUACUUUGUUUCAAUGCUUGCCACUGAUAUGAGAUUUAGUAGCAUUACGAUAAUGAUCGCAGAAGGGUUAUUUCAUCAAAUGGAUAUCACAAAGGACUACCCACCUACACUAUUUGUGCACAUGCCCAAAGAUGAAGCUAGCAAGCAGCAGAUAGAUGCAAAUCUUAGGUUUUUGAAGGAAGAAGGCAUUGAUGUUGCAGAGGUUAAAUGCAUGGAGUUCCCGUUGUCACCAAAUUUCUUAGCUGACAGGAUCCCAGGUCUUGAUAAGACUAUUUCAAUGAAAUUAUUUGAUCUAUUCCGGGACAAGGGCUUUAUUGACAAGAAUGGUUAUAUGAGAGCUGAUGGGCAAGCAAUAUGUUUGAAAGCUGCUCUCAGGGAGAGUAAAAUUAUUCCGCCAGAUGUGCACUUUGUUGGAAAAAUGGUUUAAUAUAGACAUAUUUUUGAGCCCAAAUUAGAGUGGAU
Messenger RNA from Camellia sinensis, 479 nucleotides. The record is from RefSeq and is a predicted model, not a curated record. Lineage: Eukaryota; Viridiplantae; Streptophyta; Magnoliopsida; Ericales; Theaceae.